AUGUAUUAGUAAAAGGAUAAGGAAGGCAAAUAUAAUAAGAAUUAGAAGAGGAAAGGUCAAAUUAAGAACAAGUUGAAAAUGAGGAUGAUUUCAAAGUUGAACAAUUUAGAAUAUGAGAUUGAGAUUCAAAAUGAUGAUGAAUAGAAUUAAACAAGAAAAUAAAAAUAAAAUAAUUAUUAACAAAAAUAUAAUCAGCCAUUAAAUUUUAAUAAUAAGUUUAUCCAUAAUGAAAAGAAAUAAAUUAAGUUUUUGCUACUUUUAUUUAUUAAUUAAAGGGUGCUUCAAAAUUUUAAUUCCUAAAAGUUUUCUAAAAAUGAUAAAUCAAAAUAAAAAGAUAAAUUAUAAGUAAAUUAAAUGAAAGCAAUAAUUCACUCAUUUAUAAUGGUAGAUGGAGAUAUUAAAAAUGAUAGAAUAAUCUUACAUAAUAGAUUUAACUAAAUAAAUUUUAUUCAUAAAGAAAUUAUAAUUAUAAAAUCAUUCAUAUAGGAUAAUAAUAAAUUUUAAUACAUCUAUUUUUGGUUUAAAUAUAAUAAGAAUUAAACAUUUAUCAUCUUAUUGAAUUCAAUUAUAUUUUUAUACAAAAUUACAUCAAUUUUAAAAGUUCUUGGAGUAUUAUGUUACUUUGAAGUCUUAAUCAUAAUAUAGAUUAAGAUUAACACUAUUAUAAAAAAAUGA
Messenger RNA from Paramecium pentaurelia, 675 nucleotides. The record is from the annotation of a GenBank genome assembly. Lineage: Eukaryota; Ciliophora; Oligohymenophorea; Peniculida; Parameciidae.